GAAUGCAGCAGCAGCAGCAGCAGCAGCAGGCUGACUGGCUCUGUGAAGAUGGCGGACUGUAUACGUGUUCCUCUGCCCCUGCUCCUGCUUUUGAUGUGCAUCUUGUCGUCUUUGCAGCCAAUUGAAGGAGACAUCAACGUUGUCGCUAAACUCGCUGCGAAAUCCGAUAACUUACCGAACCCGGCCGGAGGUCCGGGGCCGGCUGCGGUGAACCCGGUAGCCGCUGAGAGGAACCCGGGGGCCGGGGCCUCGCUGCCUCGGCGGCGCUCUGCCGGCUGGAAGUUGGCUGAGGAGGCGGUGUGUAGGGAGGACCUGACCCGGCUUUGCCCCAAACACUCGUGGAACAACAACCUGGCGGUGUUGGAGUGUCUACAGGACAGAAAGGAGGAAACAGAGAUUGCUGCAGAAUGCAACCAUCUGCUGUGGAACUACAAGCUGAACCUGACCACCGACCCAAAGUUUGAGUCUGUAGCCGUGGAGGUCUGCAAGAACACCAUCUCAGAGAUCAAAGAAUGUGCGGCAGAGGAGUUGGGGAAAGGCUACCUGGUGUCCUGUCUGGUGGAUCACCGUGGAAACAUCAGCGACUACCAGUGCAACCAGUACAUCACCAAGAUGACCACCAUCGUCUUCAGCGACUACCGGCUGAUCUGCGGCUUCAUGGACAAGUGCAGAGAGGACAUCAACGCCCUGCGCUGCGGCAGCAUCAGCACCGGAGAGAAGGACAUCCACUCGCAGGGUGAGGUGAUCGCCUGUCUGGAGAAAGGUUUGGUGCGAGAGGCCGAGGAGCAGCCGGGGGCUCACCCCAUCAAAGACGAGUGUAAGAAGUCCAUCAUGAGAGUGGCAGAGCUCUCCUCAGACGACUUCCACCUGGACCGUUACCUGUACUUCGCCUGCCGCGAGGACCGAGAGCGCUUCUGUGAAAACACUCUGGCCGGAGAAGGACGAGUUUACAAAUGUCUCUUCAAUCACAAGUUUGAGGAAGCGAUGAAUGAGAGGUGCCGCGAGGCGUUGACCACUCGGCAGAAACUCAUUGCUCAGGACUACAAGGUGAGCUACUCGCUGGCCAAAGCCUGCAAGUCCGACCUGAGGAAAUACCGCUGCAGCGCCGACUCCAACAUGCCGCGAGCCCGAGAAGCUCGUCUGUCGUACCUGCUGCUGUGUCUGGAGUCUGCAGUCCACAGAGGCCGCGUGGUGAACGGCGAGUGUCAGGGCGAGAUGAUGGAUUACAGGCGGAUGCUGAUGGAGGAUUUCUCUCUGAGUCCGGAGAUCGUGCUGCACUGCCGCAGCGAGAUCGAGGGUCACUGCUCCGGCCUUCACCGAAAAGGACGCACGCUGCACUGCCUGAUGAGGGUCGGACGAGGAGACAUGGGAGCCAUCGACCCCAACUGUCAGAAGGCGCUCCAGACUCUGAUCCAGGAAGCCGACCCCGGAGCAGACUACCGCAUCGACCGAGCGCUCAACGAGGCCUGUGAGUCAGUCAUCCAGACUGCCUGCAAACACAUCCGUAAUGGAGACCCCAUGAUCCUGUCGUGUCUGAUGGAGCAUCUGUAUACGGAGAAGAUGGUGGAGGACUGUGAGCACAGGCUGCUGGAGCUGCAGUACUUCAUCGCCAGAGACUGGAAGUUGGAUCCCAUCUUGUAUAAAAAAUGUCAGGGGGACGCCGCUCGCCUCUGCCACACUCCCGGCUGGAACGUGACGAGCGAGAUGAUGCCGCCUGGCGCCAUUUUCUCCUGCCUGUACCGCCACGCCUACCGCUCUGUGGAGCAGGGACGGAGGCUCCCCGAUGGAGCGUCUGAAGCAGAAACCAAGGGAGUGACUCUCUCCAGGGACUGUAAGGUGGAGGUGCAGCGGAUUCUCCACCAGAGGGCGCUGGACGUGAAGCUGGACCCUGAGCUGCAGAAGCGCUGCAUGACUGACCUGGGGAAGUGGUGCAGCGAGAAGACGGAGGCCGGCCAGGAGCUGGAGUGUCUGCAGGAUCACCUGGAGGAUCUGGUGUCCGACUGCAGAGACGUGGUGGGGAACCUGACGGAGAUGGAGUCAGAGGAUAUUCAGAUUGAGGCGCUGCUGAUGAGAGCCUGUGACCCCGUCAUCCAGGCCCACUGCCACGAGGUGGCUGAUAAUCAGAUCGACACCGGGGAUCUGAUGGAGUGUUUGGUUCAGAACAAACAUCAGAAGGAGAUGAACGAGAAGUGUGCAGUGGGAGUGACGCACUUCCAGCUGAUUCAGAUCAAGGAUUUCCGUUUCUCCUACAAGUUCAAGACGGCGUGUAAGGAGGACGUCCUCAAACUGUGUCCCAACAUCAAGAAGAAGGUCGACGUGGUGAUCUGCCUCAGCACCACGGUGAGGAACGACACCCUGCAGGAGGCCAAGGAGCAGCGCGUGUCCGUCAAGUGUCGCAAACAGCUGCGGGUGGAGGAGGUGGAGAUGUCGGAGGAUAUCCGCCUGGAGCCCGAGCUGUACGACUCCUGCAAGCAGGACAUCACCAGACUGUGUCAGAACAUCGCCUUUGGAAACGCACAGGUAAUCGAGUGUCUGAAGGAGAGCAAACUUAAGCUGACUCAGCGCUGCCACCAGCGGAUCUUUAAGCUGCAGGAAACGGAGAUGGUCGAUCCUGAGCUGGACUACCAGCUGAUGAGAGUCUGCAAGCACAUGAUCAGGCGUUUCUGCACGGAGUCGGAGGGAAAGAAUGUCCUUCAGUGUCUGAAACAGAACAAGAACAGCGAGCUGAUGGACCCCAAAUGUAAACAGAUGAUCACCAAGAGACAGAUCACCCAGAACACAGACUACAGGCUGAACCCAGUCCUCAGGAAGGCGUGUAAAGCUGACAUCCCCAAGUUCUGUCAGCCAAUCCUGAACAAGGCGACAGCGGACAACGAGCUGGAGGGUCAGGUCAUCUCCUGCCUCAAACUGAAAUACGCCGACCAGCGUUUGUCUCCAGACUGCGAGGACCAGAUCCGGGUCAUCCUGCAGGAGUCGGCGCUCGACUACAGACUGGACCCUCAGCUGCAGCUGCACUGCACUGAAGAGAUUUUCGCGCUGUGUCCCGAGGAGGCGGCAGCUCAGGAGCAGACGGGGCAGGUGGAGGAGUGUCUGAAGGUGAACCUGCUGAAGAUCAAACAGGAAGGAUGCAAGAAGGAGGUGUUGAACAUGUUGAAGGAGAGUAAAGCGGACAUCUUCGUCGACCCUGUCCUCCACACGGCCUGCGCUCUGGACAUCAAACAUCAGUGUGCAGCCAUCCCACCUGGCAAGGGGCGCCAGAUGUCGUGUCUGAUGGAGGCGCUGCAGGACAAACGUGUUCGUCUGCAGCCGGAGUGCAAGAAGAGACUUCAGGAUCGCAUCGACAUGUGGAGCUACGCUGCCAAGGUGGCUCCUGCUGAGGGUUUCUCAGACCUCGCCAUGCAGGUGAUGACAUCACCAUCCAAGAACUACAUCCUGACUGUGAUUGGUGCGGGCGUGGCGGUGCUCUUCCUGAUGGGGCUCCUCUGCGGCAGAAUCACCAAACGCGUCACUCAGGAGCUGAAGGACAGGUAGACCCCGCCCACUCCGGGGUCAGGACACGCCCACGGGAGAAACAACCACAGCUGGAAAAAAAAAAAAACAGGAAAACCUCCCCCCCUCUGAAUCUCCUCCCCCCUCCUCGUCAAAACACUCCCACCCUGGGCUCUUUUUUUUUCUGAAAUCGCCGGAAUGACAUUACCCACAAUCCUGCAGGAGGAGGUGGGCUUUAUCAGCGACUCAUCUGCUCUUCCUGUCUAUAAGCCCUGCCCACUUUUCUUCUUUUUUUUAAAUUUCCUCUCUUCCUGAACAGUCCUCCUGCAAUUUAACAGCACACUCACUCAUCAGUGCAGAUGCAGUAUGUUUCCUCUUCUGUUUGUUCUCCUGUCGGGAGGAGGGGGAGGUGGGGGGGGGGGGGGGGGGGGUAUGGUUUUGGGGGUGACAGAUAAAUAAAGGGGGAAGAGAGGGAGGCAAAUUCAACCGUAUAAAGUGUAAAUGUGUAGAAAUUGGGAUGGGAAAUGCUCAUGUAUAGAGCUCUUUAAUGACUCCAGUAUUUGCGUGACUACAGAGCGAGUGUGUGUGAGCGAGCAAGUGUGUGAGAGUGCGAGAAAAAGCGAGUGUGUGUGUGUGAUCUAAAUUGUCUUUCUACGGUCAUAUUGUUCUCGUUUGUGCUCCUGCUUAAAUGGCUUUUGAGGGUUCGUUUGACUCUGGAUAUAUCCUUUUUUUUUUUUUGGGUGAUGUGUGUUCGUUUGAUUAUAUCGCCAUGGGACUGCCAGGCGGGCGGUGCCAACCAGCCAGCCCUCCGCAUCACAAAACACAAAACACUCCACUGCAGCUCGCUUCAAGCUCCUCCCACGACAGGAAUGAUUUGAUUAACUUUUCACACGGCAAAUCUCCUUUUAUGCAGUCUGAUUGUCUUUUUUCUUUUUUCCCAGCCCAACCUGUGCCAUAAACGCAUCACGUUGUUGGAUAUCACACCUUACGAUGUUUCCAUCACACCGUCUGUACUUUUCUAGAGGGGCUGUUUACGCGCUGGCUGGUACUUUAAAGCUAAAAACAAUGCAGGAGAGAGAGAGAGACAAAUAAAAGAAAUGAAAAGAUUCUAGAUUAUUAUAGAGAUGUGAACAUUUUUGUGUAAAGAUGAUACUGGAAUCAUUGCACAUUUUUCAUUAAUUUUUUUUAUAUCUAUAAAUAUAUAUAUAUAUUGUUUUGCCAUAGCCUUAUUUAUUUGUUUACUAAUGGUCAAAGUUUUUUUUUUCUAUGAUUUGAAUGUUCUCUGGUUGCCUUUUUUUCUUCAGUGAGCGAUUCAGCAUCCCUCCUUCCUGCAGGAGGAUUAGAAAGAGGGGGGGAUAUGGGGGAGGAUGCAUGUGGAGGAAGUUUGGCGUCCUCUGGGCAUCAACCUGCUUCAGAAGCUAAAUGAUGUUUUUUUUUUUUUUUUUAUGCAUGGAUGUGGAUGCCUCUGGGGGUUUUCAGACCAAAAGUGAAGCCAACAUUUUGUACACACGGAUACAAAGAAAACGUAACGAUGCCGGUUCAUGUAAAUGUAACACAUUCACACCAGGCAACCAUUUUUAACUCCAGCUAAGAUUUAUUUAAAGCUCUGUUGGAUGAGUUUUGAGAUUCUCCUGACAUCCAGCAGAAGACGGUCCAUCCAAACCCUGUUAAAAAAAUUUUUUGUUUGUAAUAUGUCAGAUGGAUCCGGCAAAGCUCGAGUUCAGACUUCCUUUACAUCAUGAUUUAGCAUCCUCUCAAUCUGUGUAUGGUUAAUGAAGGUCAGGGUUCAUAGCGCUGCAGGGAGACAGAUUUCAGCCGAUGUGUGACUUGUUGGAUUCAGUGAAACUGUCCCUGAAUGGAGACAGAUGGACCGGAGCUCCACAGCUGAAAGGAGGAACACUGUUCAGAGAAAUCCGGGUACUGACCCGAGCUAACAGGUCAUCAAAGACUAACCCAGAUGUUAUCACCUCCAGAUGUUAUGAAGCCGGGCAGAAUGCUGUGAGGUCGGGUUGUCACGACACCAGAAAGUUAAACUCAGAUACGAUGCUUUUUAAAAUCGAUAUCCAUACCCGAUCUGAUGCCACAAGAAGCCGUAGACCCCGAUUGGAUCAUUUCUCAUUUUCAAUGAUCAAAAAGUUGCAGGCCGACUCCUACAGAUUCAUUCCUCUCGUACGCAACUGUCGUAUGAAAUGGAGGAAAUGUUUUGUCCACUGUGUGUGUAAUGCGCGUGUGUCUGUGUUAACUGAAACACACACGGAGGGCUCGCUGAUCUGAGGUUUGCAAAUCCAGAAAAAAGACGUUUGCAACAUUUUUUUCUGUCUUCUACUUUGCUGUCUUUUUCAUCCUUCUCAUUAUUUUCAAAAUGCUAACAAGCAUUGUGCCCAACAUUUCUUCGAGCUGUCACUGUUACCUACUUGUGUGCGAAAAUCACGCGGCCUUCUGUGCUGUUGAAGAGUCCGCCUCGUCUGCUACUCGAUCAAGAUGAGGUCGAGAAAUGUUCAGAUUGUCUUUGUACUUGAAGUGUCCUGCAUUUCGCCUUAUUGUCAGCGUGGAUGCACUUAACAUGGCUGAUAUGGGAGAAGUCGAGAUGAUGCUGGCUUCCUGUGGUCUCUGGUUAGUUUGUGGUCGGAGGUGAUUCAGUUCGGCUGCAGGUUUGCGCUCAAGGUUUCUGUUGUACCCUGAAUCGGAGAAUCGGGAUCUUUGCGUUGUCUGUGUGAAGCCAGAAGCCUUCUCGUGUGCCCUGGAACACAAAAGAGCGCCCCCCCUCUCUCGGCCCCGCCCCCCCAGCUCGAUCAUGUGUACAUGUGUACUAUACUGAGUGAUGACAUACUGUAAACUAUGUACGUGCAGUUUUUUGUUUUCUAACUGUGGAAGCUUGCUGUGGUGAGCGCUGCUCUCCUGCUUGUAAAUGAGACGUCCUGAUUCGUUGAAAAUGCCUUUAAUUUUUCUUUCUCCAUCUGACGUCAUCAAAGCGUGCCUACUCGCCGUCCCACCGAGGGAUCCCGCUGUACAGAACACCCCAGCAGAGGAGCACGUGGGCCUGUGUGUGUGUGUGUGUGUGAGACUGAGAUCAUGAGUGCAUCUGUUUGUGUGUGUGUCGCCCACAGAUGCUGUGCGAUCUCCGCUCGGUUCCUCGCUGUUCUCGUCGUCCCGAGCGAUGCUGACUUGAACAUCUUGAUUUAAAGUUUGUGCUGAUUUAAAGAUGUUUUUGUAAACAAUGUUUUGUGUCUGAAUCCGCGGAGCUCCUGAUCAUCUGAUUUUUUUUUUUCUUCCCUCUGUCCACUUUUCUUUUUUUGGUUUCUUUUUGUUGUCGUUGUGUACAGAUGAAAAUUGGACAGUUUGUUAAUAAUAAUAAAGUCUGCAAGGUUUCUA
This is a messenger RNA of Labrus mixtus (cuckoo wrasse), 6861 nucleotides long. Its product is annotated as Golgi apparatus protein 1-like. Gene Ontology annotation, molecular function: fibroblast growth factor binding. The coding region runs from base 49 to 3531 and encodes 1160 amino acids. The transcript is spliced from 26 exons. The record is from RefSeq and is a predicted model, not a curated record. Lineage: Eukaryota; Metazoa; Chordata; Actinopteri; Labriformes; Labridae. Gene Ontology annotation, cellular component: Golgi membrane.